Messenger RNA from Oncorhynchus nerka (sockeye salmon), 4621 nucleotides. RefSeq names its product probable phosphatase phospho1. Gene Ontology annotation, molecular function: phosphatase activity. The coding region runs from base 474 to 1313 and encodes 279 amino acids. Lineage: Eukaryota; Metazoa; Chordata; Actinopteri; Salmoniformes; Salmonidae. The record is from RefSeq and is a predicted model, not a curated record. The transcript has 3 exons.
CUAUGGGUUCACUUACACAGGGAUCUUGGAGGUGGGCGACAAAAAUGGGCCGGUGUUGCGUCGCCUAUGACGUCAUAGCCGUAGCGAGCUCAGUGGUUUUGACAGCCAAUAAAUCGAGCUGAAAGCACUCUAUUCCCCGACAAUCAAACUCGUACAUAACCAAGUAAUGGUCAAGUUCAAGACUGGACAAGGUACAGCAUGUCGGUGACCAGUUCAAGAACAUAGGCGACUUUAGAGAUACCGCGAGGGACAACAGUGCCGCCGGGUAUACUGUUUGUGGACAUACAUUCUUACUGAUCCAAUGCAUUGGUUGAUAGUGUUCUGGGAACCAUCUGUUGACAGCACGGAACAUUGAAGAACCUCUACUCUGUGUGUUUUCCAACCUGCCUCGUCGUGAACGAGAGACCGAAAGGUGCAAAAGAGAGGGAUUUUGGUGCCACUCAUCUCAGUAAGAGGUUGUGUCAAAGCCAAUCAUGAACUGCUUUGGAUCUCCCCCAGGCGAGGACGUUCCCCCCCCACGUUCCAGACGCUCCGCAAAUAACAUGGCCGCCAACUCAGCAACACCCCCCUCUGACAGGCGCUUCCUCAUCUUCUUCGACUUUGACGAGACCAUUGUAAAUGAGAGCAGUGAUGAUGUGGUGGUGCAGGCGGCCCCAGGGCAGAACCUCCCCGCCUGGCUGAAGGACACCUACCGACCGGGCCACUACAACGAGUACAUGCAGCGCGUGCUGGCCUACAUGGCAGAGAAGGGCGUGACCGAGAGUGCCAUCCGCUCCGUCAUCGAGAAGAUCCCCGCCUCUCCCGGCAUGCUGGCCUUGUUCCAGUUCCUCCGCCACCGCCCCCCGCAGGACUUUGAGGUGGUUCUGGUGUCUGAUGCCAACACCUUCUUCAUCGAGUCCUGGCUCCGCCGCGUUGGGGCCCGCCAGCUCUUCGUCAAGAUCUUCACCAACCCUGCCACCUUCGACAAGGAUGGCCGGCUGGUGUUGCGCCCCUUCCACUCCCACAGCUGCCUGCGCUGCCCGGAGAACAUGUGCAAGCAGGUGAUCUUGAGGGACUAUGUGAUGCGGCGUACACAGGAGCGUGGGCGGCCGUUCCAGAGGGUAUUCUAUGUGGGCGAUGGGGCCAACGACUUCUGCCCGUCUCUGAUCCUGGGGCCCCGGGACACGGCGUUUGCCCGGCGGGACUACCCCAUGCACCGGCUGAUCACUGAGAUCCACGAGGCCAGGCCAGGGGAGUUCAAGGCUGUUACUGUGCCCUGGGCCAGUGGGGAUGAUGUGGUGGAGCGACUCAGGAGGCACGCAGAGGAGAAAUGAUGAAGCUAGGGGAGGAGGGGGGAGGGCUGCUCACACACAUACACAAAUACUCAGACACUCACACACCCAGCAAAUCACAUUCCCAGAUCAAAUACCCACAAUACCACAUACUGACACAUAAUGAAAAUCCACUCUACGCUCAAGAAUAGAGCAUGCCAAUUGAACAGGCGUUUUGAUAUAUUGCCUGCGACAGUGUCACACUUCCGCUCAGUCCAUCUGUCUUACUCGGACUCAGCCACAGAGCUAGAGAUGCUGUAGUCUUUCAGUCCACCUCUUCUCACUCUAGGCUUGAAGUCAAUCAGAAACACCAACACAGGAAAGGCAUCAACUCUGUUCGUUAUUACAGGGACCUAUGCCUUAGUUGAUAUCCUACCAGUCAGGGCAGUAUUGUCAGUCAAUCUUUUAGAGGGAUUGAUCCUCUUAUGCUGGAUUGAGAGGGAAGAGGAACAAACAUCAUUGACUGAAUAGGGGGGUCUGCAGUGAUACAUUUAGGACUGAUGUAUUACCUAUAUUCCUUUGUUGACUCUGAGCUCUAUUGGUUUAUUACAGUUUUCCUCAAUUGCUAACAAGCGUCGGUCAAUACUGAAGCCACUUCUUCAAAACUCUUUACACAGUCUGCAUUACCAACAUGCAUCUUGGCCAAACAGUUCAUCUCACCUCAAACCACUUCAUACACGUCUCAAAAUAAGCUCGUUCGACCAUAACUCUGGCAGCAGUUCUCACUCAAAACACACUGACCUAAAAAAACACUAACAGGGAGCAUUACAUAAAUGUACUUCUCUUUGAAUGAUUUUCCACAUAAAUCAGUAUUUAAUUAUAGAAUAACACCGUGACUUUAUUGACUGUACUAAAGUAUAUGUAACAAGAAUGAAUAAGAAAUGCAGCAAUUUGCGUCAAUAGCCUUUAUUUCUUCUAUGUCUUUGCAUAUAGUCAUUUACUUGUGAAGAAUAAAGUUGAAACAAAAAACAAGUUCCUGAAAAUCCAGGGCUUCAAUAAUUUCAAAAACAUGUAUAGUAUAAUCACUAACUGUACAGUACUGUGACGGUUCUAGUUCUCCCUCUCUCCUGCAUUUGGCCACAAGUUCUCAACAUCACAUCUUAUGUCUUCUCUGGCAAAGCAUCUUGGGAAGUAUCUUCUGGAAUGUCUAAUCCAACCCUGCCAGUCUUCAGGAGAAGUGUCUCCACACCCUGCAUUCAUGGUGUCCAGCAAGGACAUCUGGUCAUGUGGAUGGUGGUCAUAAACCUUCCACCUCCACGCAGAGGAAAACUCCUCUAUGGGGUUAAGGAAGGGGGAGUGUGGAGGCAGGAAUAGUACUGGCAUCCUGGGAUGUGCAGCAAACCAGUUAUGUGACUGCAGCAGAGUGGUGGAAUGUCACAUUAACCCACACAACGACGGUAGGGGAGUUUCUGGCCCCUCUCUCCUCCGCUGGCACGAGUCGAUUAUGCAGAUUCAUCCAGAAAAGAAAUGAGCCUCUCUGUAUUGUAGGGGCCAAUGAGUGGUUUAUGUAACAGCAAACCAUCAUUGGACAGUGCUGCACACAUUGAUGUUAGCUCCUCUCUGGCCUGGGACUUCCACGGUUUGCGGUCUGUCCAAUCACAUUUCUUCCCCUGCGGUGUGUUUUUGUCAGAUUGAAUCCAGCUUCAUCCACAAAGAUGAAUGUACGUGCAGUUUGCCUGGCUUCCAUCUCCAUUCAUCUCAAACACAGUAAAUCCACAGUUUUACAGUACUUUAUAUUAUGCAUAGCUGUGUAUGUACCCUGUUUGGUUAUUGAACAGACAUCUUACCUGGACAUAUUGAUACCAGAGUUCUUUCGCCGUUUCUCUCAAAGGGUACAGUGUACAACUGCUUCCUCCUUGUUUUAUGUUUCUCUAGGACUCUGGCCAUUGUCGUUGUGCUGACCGUAUUCACAUUCCCAAAAGUAAUAUUGUCUGCCAGCACUCUGUCCCGAAUUUCCCACAGUUUUAUUGCAUUGUUGCCAAUCACCAUGUCAACAAUGGCAAUUUCCUGCGCAUCUGAUAAUAUUCUGCCUAUGCUGUGGGAGGCAACCAUUGGAUCCUACUGAAAAACACAAAACAAAUCAAUCCUUUAAAAAAUGUCAGUACAUGUAAAAAUGUGAACAUGCUGUAUUGUACUAUAAUAUAUAGUUAAAUUAUUAUUGAAGGAUGCACAUCUCACCUGUUGUUUUGCCAGAAGAUUUGUACUAUUGAUGCAACUGUUGAAUGCUGCAGAUUUGGUUGCACCCUUAAACCGGCUUCUCUCAAAGAGAGACCAUGGUUUACAACAUGGUCAAUAAUUGUGGCCCUUAUCUCAUCAGAGACCACCGCUCUUGGUCUUCCUCUCCUUUGUCCUCCACGCAAUCUCCCUCUCUCUGUCACUCUUCUUUCCCCACCAACCUGUCUUCCUUGAUCCAUGUUUCCAAACUAAAUCAUUCCGAAGCCGUCCUCUUUUGUCUGUUUAGUAACAAGCCUAAUAACAGGACACUUGGGUCGGCAUUCAGCUGAAAUUGCAAUCAGCUGUGUUUGGAAUUAUUAAAUAUUCUGCUGAGAUUUUCUAUGUUUCAAUCUGGUUACUGCAGAAAUGCACGACAUUUGCCAUCCUGUUUUGAAUGUGUUUUUAACAGUUUUGGAAACAGUGUGUUAGCAGUUGAAAACAUGCUGCAAAUAUAUAGUUUUGCAGGUGGUGGAGUACGAAUGGAUGCAUUUUGUGUGAAAGCAAUGAAAAAUGAUUCACAGUUUGGUCCACAUACACUUCCGUUUCACUGACUGUGUGAAGAGUUUUGACAAUGUGACUUCAGUUUUGACCAAUGCAUGUUAGCAAUUGAAAAAACUUUAACAGUCAAACUGGGUCAGUAGGGCAGUAGAUCCGGUUAGUUAGUGUCCCGUUCUCUGACUAUAGCCCUCUCCAGUCCACCCAAUGGCAUUGUCGAUGCUAAAUGAAUGGGUGGCUAUUCUAGUGUAAUUCUUAAAUCUUAUAUUAUGAAUAAUAAAUUGUGUUGUUUACUUGUUAACAAGUGCUCUAUGUGAAAUAGGGAAUUGAUGGCUGAUCAGGGAAAAUGUAAUGUGAUAACAUCGCCAUCUACUGGCAGACCUACAGAUUGCAAGUGGAGACCAGUUUUAAAGUUUUGGAAAAUAAAUUGAAAUGGAACAGAAAAUGUACAGUACCAUAUGACACAGCUAUAUAACUAAAUAUUGUCGUUUUUAAAACAUGUAUGUAUUAUUAUUAUUUGUGCAUGUCUGUUUUUAAUAUGUAACACGUACUUGUACCUACAUGUUCCACCACCAGCAGGAAUAUAAAAGCCAUGAACUAAA